Molecule: messenger RNA, 1944 nt
Organism: Sesamum indicum (sesame)
Lineage: Eukaryota; Viridiplantae; Streptophyta; Magnoliopsida; Lamiales; Pedaliaceae
Product: protein DETOXIFICATION 35
Biological process (GO): xenobiotic detoxification by transmembrane export across the plasma membrane
Cellular component (GO): membrane
Molecular function (GO): xenobiotic transmembrane transporter activity; antiporter activity
Source: RefSeq, a predicted model, not a curated record
AGUGUGUCCCUCCUACCGCCGCCCAAUGGAGGCGCCACUGCUCCAAACCAGCUCAAGCGCCCUCCAUAUAAUCGGAGACGAUGGAGACUACCUGCCGGUGAAGGGGCUGAAACCAUGGUGGAGAGUUUUCUGUAUAGAAUCAGCCAAGCUAUGGAGAAUUGGCGGCCCCAUAGCAUUUCAGAUCCUCUGUCAGUACGGAACCACCUCCGUCACCACCGUGUUCGUAGGCCAUCUCGGAGAUAUUGAACUCUCCGCUUUCUCUAUUGCACUCUCGGUUGUCUGUACCUUCUCCUUCGGCUUCAUGCUUGGCAUGGGGAGUGCCCUUGAGACUCUAUGCGGUCAGGCAUAUGGUGCCGGACAAGUUCACAUGCUCGGCAUUUACAUGCAACGCUCGAUAGUAAUUCUGUUGGCUACUUGCGUCCUUGUUUCGCCACUCUAUACAUUCGCUACCCCAAUCCUUAAAUUACUUGGACAACAAGAUGAGAUAGCGGAUCCUGCAGGAACUUACACGCUUCUGGUUCUCCCUCAAUUGUGUUCUCUGGCUGUUGCUUUUCCAACCCAGAAGUUUCUUCAAGCCCAGAGCAAAGUUUCCGUGCUUGCAUGGAUCGCAGCAUUUGCUCUGGCUUCACAAAUUCUUUUGUGUUGGCUCUUUGUUUAUGUAUUUGGCUGGGGAGCUACGGGUGCUGCUGUAGCUUUUGAUAUAACUAGUUGGGUCUCUGCCCUCGCACAGUUUAUUUAUGUUGUUGGUUGGUGUAAGGAUGGUUGGAAGGGAUUCUCAUGGGCUGCAUUUCGUGAGAUUUGGGCUUUUGUGAGGCUCUCAUUCGCGUCUGCUAUUAUGCUGUGCCUGGAGAUCUGGUACAUGAUGAGCAUCAUUAUCCUCACCGGUCAUCUUGAUAACGCUGUGACUGCCGUUGGUUCUCUUUCUAUAUGCAUGAAUGUUGAUAGCUGGGAGACAAUGGUGUUUGUAGGAAUCAAUGCUGCUAUAAGUGUCCGUGUCUCAAACGAGCUCGGAAUGGGACAUCCUAGAGCGGCUAGAUACACAGUCUAUGUGACGCUGUUUCAGUCCCUUCUGAUCGGGAUUCUUUGCAUGAUUGUAGUCCUCGCAACCAGAAAUUACUUCUCUAUUAUAUUUACCAAUAGUGAAGAAAUGCAACAGGCCGUUGCUCACCUUUCAGGCCUACUAGGGAUCACAAUGCUUCUCAACAGUAUUCAGCCAGUGAUAUCAGGUGUUGCCAUAGGAGGCGGAUGGCAAGCUCUAGUUGCUUACAUCAACUUGGCAUGUUACUAUGUAUUUGGUCUGCCGUUGGGAUAUAUUCUUGGUUAUGUAGCUAAUCUGGGAGUUGUGGGACUCUGGGGGGGCAUGAUAGGCGGAGUUGCUCUGCAGACAUUGCUGCUCAUUAUCGUACUCUACAAAACCAACUGGAACAAGGAGGUUGAGCAGACAACAGAGCGCAUGCGGAAGUGGGGUGGCCAAGACAUUACAAUCGAGAAAUCCGAACCUGACCAGCUUCCGAUAAAAAACGGCAGAGCUUAGACAUAGUCGGUGGUAUUCUUGUCGCUUUCUCAACUGUCUCUCAGCCUCAGCAUGGGAAUACCACUUUUGUUUCCCAUUAGACCCUUUUGAGCUUAUUUGACAUAGGAUAUAUAUAUACACACACAUACUUAUAUGCGGUUGAGGGAGUGUUGCAAAGUUACAGAAAUAGUCCCUUAAGGUAUUAGUGUAAUGUACUUUAGGGAAUAUUUGUGUAAUGUUUUUGUCACUAAACAGGAGACGUGCUUAUAAUUACAAUCACAAUAUCUAGACAUGUAAUCGUUAAUUUCGCAAAAGGCAUUGAGUGUUUAUGUAUUUAAACAUAUUUUCAAUAGGCGUCAAUGUAAUUUAUUCUAUUUAAUUUUCAUGUAAAUUGAAUGCAAUUAUAAUAGAUUAGUUAAGCUGUCAGAUAA